This is a messenger RNA of Aegilops tauschii subsp. strangulata, 1341 nucleotides long. The record is from RefSeq and is a predicted model, not a curated record. Lineage: Eukaryota; Viridiplantae; Streptophyta; Magnoliopsida; Poales; Poaceae.
AUGGCACUAGUGACGCAGUCGUGGGAUGGCGCGACGGACGCGGAUCUAGAGCAGCUGAUCGGGAGGGGCGCCCCCGACCAACCCCACGCGCGCCUCUCCCUUCCCCCCGCGCGCCCCGUGUCGCUCUUCCCGCCGGCCACGGCCCGCGCCCGCGCCUCGCUCAUCCCACUCUGCCGCUCACGCGCAUCACCCGUGCCCCGAGCCUCCCUCGCCGCCCGUCCGCCGCUCGCCCUGGCUGCACACACGCACGGUGGCCGCGCUUGGCUGCGCCCGCCGCUUGCCCCGCCGCGGCUCCCGCUCCGCUCCGGCCGCGCCACCACCUCCAGCCGACGCCGCAGCCGCGCCGCUCGCCGGCCUCUGUGCUCUACUGCCGCCGUGUGCCUCGACCUCGCGCACCUGUCGCCCACCUCCCCGCGGCCACCCCAGGCCACCAGCCUCUCGCUGCUCCGGCGCCCUACCGUGGCCGCCGGUGCCCAGUCAGGCAACGGCUCCCUUCGCCGCACGCCCGACGCCGCGCCUCCCCGGAUCCCGUCGCCGGAGCCACCUCGCUGGAGCUGCCCCGCCGCCCUCUUCGUCGUCGACCUCGUCCCUAUCCUCCUGCUCGACACCUACUGCCUUAGUCCUUACGCUCACACGGUGAGGCCCCGGCCUCUCAUCCUUCCCCUGUCCCCGUACGCACACCCCGCCUCCCGCCUCGGCUCCGCCGCGCCAGGCCUCGUCGGCGCCAUCUCCCAGUCAAGCUUGUCCGCAGCCCUACGCGAUGCGACUUGCCGCCCCGCCCGCGCGCGCCCCCACUGCCCCAUGGCCGCGCCCCGACCAACCCCACGCGCGCCUCUCCCUUCCCCCCUUUCGCGCCCCGUGCCGCUGUUCCAGCCGUCCACGGCCCGCGCUGGCGCCUCGCUCAUCCCACUCCGCCGCUCACGCGCAUCACCCGUGCCCCAGGCCUCCCUCGCCGCCCGUCCGCCGCUCGCCCUGGCCGCACACACGCACGGUGGCCGCGCCUGGCUGCGCCCGCCGCUUGCCCCGCCGUGGCUCCCGCUCCGCUCCGGCCGCACCACCACCUCCAGCCGACGCAGCCGCCACCCCGCUCGCUGGCCUCUCUGCUCUACUGCCACCGUGCGCCUCGACCUCGCACGCCUGUCGCCCACCUCCCCGCGGCUACCCCAGGUCAACAGCCUCUCCCUGUUCUGGCGCCCUACCGUGGCCGCCGGCGCCCCGUCAGGUGCGGCCCUAUCGGCCACGCCCGCUGCACGCAUUCGGGAUGCCCCCGCGCCCGUAAACCCGUCGGCCGCGCGCCCGCUAAGGCCUCUGGCCAAUGACAUGAGGGGCCCACGCCCCUGA